AUGAUGGUCAUCUGCCUGAUAGCCUUUACUACCCUUCACACCAUGCCCAGCACACACAGACACCAGGAGGUGCUAAAGAACCAGAAAAGAGGUCAGGAGGAGUCCUGGGGAAAGGGGGUGGAGCAACGACCAAUGAUGGGAGAAGAGGUCAGUGCGGAGGUUGCCGAGGUGAAGGAAAGUCAAAGAUAUUCCCUGUAUGAAAAGAUCUUCAUCUUCCUUGUCCUGGCCUGGAUCAACGCGCUGACCAACGCUGUACUUCCUGCAGUUCAGACUUACUCCUGCAUGCCCUACGGAGGACGCAUCUACCAUUUGGCCGCCACUCUUGCCUCCAUGGCAAACCCAUUGGCCUGCGGCAUAGCCAUGUAUCUACCCAACAGGUCUCUGGUCGUUGUCGGAGUGCUGUCAUUGGUCGGUUCCAUUAUCGGCUCUUACAUCAUGGGUAUUGCAGUGCUGAGUCCUUGUCCACCUCUUCUGCACAGCGCCAUUGGAGGAGCACUCAUGGUCGUCUCCUGGGUGCUCUUUGUUGGGAUCCUCUCCUAUGUGAAAGUGGUUAUCGGAAUGAUUCUACGAGAUGAAGGACACAGCGCCCUCGUCUGGUGUGGUGCAGUGGUGCAGCUGGGCUCUAUGGUGGGGGCCCUGACUAUGUUCCCUUUGGUCAACGUGUACUCCUUCUUCUGGUCUGGGGACCCCUGCAUGGACAACUGCCCCCAAUAA
Molecule: messenger RNA, 714 nt
Organism: Staurois parvus
Lineage: Eukaryota; Metazoa; Chordata; Amphibia; Anura; Ranidae
Source: the annotation of a GenBank genome assembly